AUGCAGCUCUCCAGGCUCGCCGUGGUGCUGCUCCUGGCAGCGGCACUGUGCAUCGCCCGUGCCAGCCGCGACCUGGACGACUCUUCCUCCAAUCGCCAGCUGCUGCAGACCCCCACCUCCGCUGACUGCGACCGCUCGGUCAAGCACUGCACUGCCUGCCGCUACCAAUUCUACCGCGGCACUGUGACAAAGGCCAUCUGCACAAAGUGCGACACCGGCUACGCCGUCAAGGCCAGCGGCCGCGCCUGCUACUGCGCGCCCGGCUACUACACCACCGAGAACACCGCCGUGAGCGGCCAGACCGGCUUCACCUGCAUCCCCUGCGACUACAACAACGUCUGCCCUGGCGCCAAGAUCACCGCCGAGUCCUCCACGGCCUUCGCGGCCUGCGGCGCCAACAAGAUCACCACCACCCAGUUUGCCAAGUCCGACCGCGAGUGCGUCGUGAAGCCUGGCUUUGGCUGGGGCUCCGGCGACACCUCAGCCGCCUGCGACGCCGGCUUCUACAACCCCGGCUACAACACGCGCAAGUGCACCAAGUGCCCAGGCGACCUGACUACCGCCGGCACCAACUCCAACUCGACCCAGGACUGCCAGGCGCCCAUUGGCUACUACUACCUGCGCGGCAAAGCUGUCGCCUGCGCCCGCGGCACCUACAAGAGCUUCGUGGGCAACCAGGACUGCUCCGAGUGCCCCAACGGCGUCACCACAGCCGCCGGCGAGGUCGGCAAGACAUCCUCGUCCGCCUGCACUGUGCUGCUGGCCGGCUACCAGUUUGCGUCCGCCCCCACCGUCGGCACCACCGACGCCACCGAGUGCGGCCAGGACUCGUACCGCACUGGCGAGGUCACCUUUGACGGGUCUACUGCCGUCACCUGCACGGGCUGCGGCAACAACCUGACCACCCUCGCAAACGUUACCAAGGCCACCAGCCCCGACGCGUGCCUGGCUCCCCCCGGCUACGGCUGGGCGCCUGGCGGCACCAACGGCGCCGGCGUUGCCACCCUGUGCCCGGCUGGCUCUUACAACCCCGGCUACAACAGGGAGCCCUGCGUCAAGUGCGGCAACGGCACCAUCACCACCGCCGCCGCGGGCUCCACCAGCGCCGACCAGUGCUACACGCCCGCCGGCCACGGCAACAGGCGCGACGCCGUCAGCGGCGUGCUGGAGGGCUACGUGUGCCCCAACAACACCUAUGGCCGCCCCAACAACACAUUUGGCCUGGUGGACGUCGAGUGCACUAAGUGCCAGGAGAACACCCACACCCUGCAGACAGGCUCCACGGCCGCCGCCCAGUGCCUCACCAAUGCGGGGUACGGCUACGACGACGGCUCUGUUAACCAGUGCUCGUACGGCUACUACAACCCCGGCGACAACCAGAACCCCUGCACCUACUGCGGCGACGGCUUCAACACCACCAACAGCGCCAACGCCACCGCGGGCGAAACCGGCUCCGACGCCGCCAGCGACUGCAAGCUCGACUUUGGCUACCACCUGUUCGGCUCCUCCGGCGCGAUCGAGCCCUGCCUGCGCGGCUUCUACAAGGGUUUCAUCGGCAACGGCUCCUGCAGCCAGUGCCCGGCGGGCACCUCCACCACCGCCACCAUGGCUGCCGUCGCCAAGACCGACUGCGAUGCGUGCCGCCCGGGCUUUGGCACCGGCACGGCCGACGGCAAGAUCGUCCUCGGCUCGCUUUCAAACACAUCUUGCAGCAUCUGCCCGUCGGGCACCUACAGUGCCGGCUUCACCCAGGGCGGCCAAAACUGCACCGCCUGCCCCACCACCCAGAACUUCACAGGCACCAUGGUGUCUCGCAAGGGCACCUGGACCCCCGAGGACUGCUUCGGGCAGUUUAUUACAAACCCUGACAACGAGCAGACCUUCCUGCCCUGGGACUACAUCUACCACGACAACGCCACCAUCCUGGCGCUGCAGAGCGGCCAGACCACCCUCUCAGCCUGCCAGACAAACUGCGGCCUCGACAGCACCUGCCAGUACAUGGUGUUCUACAAGACCGGCGGCCCCGACGGCGACGGCAUCAACAAGUGCUACUGGCGCACAACCGGCGCCGACAUCAGCGCCGCGCACAUCGUCGGCGACGGCACCGCGGCCUGGUGGGACAACCCCGAUGUCAGCGUCGUGCUGUUUGAGAUCAAGGAGGGCGCCUACGUGGCCUACCCCAAGCUCCUGGGAGAGACCAUUGGCACCACCGUCACCCUGGCCGGCUCCCCCUCCACCUCCGACUUCAAGGCCAUGCGCUCUGCCUGCGACAAGGACGCCGCCUGCGUCGGCCUCACCCACGACGUGGGCGGCGUGUGGCGCGCGUUUGCGGGCACCCUGCGUGAAGACACCAUUGGCAAGAUCCGCGUCGUCGGCACCGCCAUCAACUCGUGGGUUGCGGAGCCCACUGGCACUGAGGAGAACGAGGGCUGGUCCAGCGUGGCCCUGGUGGGCUAA
Molecule: messenger RNA, 2457 nt
Organism: Monoraphidium neglectum
Lineage: Eukaryota; Viridiplantae; Chlorophyta; Chlorophyceae; Sphaeropleales; Selenastraceae
Exons: 5
Coding region: 1-2457 (818 amino acids)
Source: RefSeq, a predicted model, not a curated record